GGGUCAAAUGCAUGUAUAUGUAUAUGACAAUAAAAAUGGUUUCUUCUUUCUUUUUCUUCUUAUACAUUUUAUUUGCCAACUGCAUUUUGCAAGUCUGUGCAUGCAGACAUAUCCUUGCCAGUUCACUUCACAAUCUGCACGGUUAAAUACUUUGAUGCGAGUGAUUGGCUGUGCACUCCAAUACCUAUCCUACCAUACUAUUUAGUGAGCCAGAAAAUAGAUCUAGGUUGCGUCCCCAAUUCCGUACUAACUUCUAUUUAGUAUGCUAAAACAGUGAGAUUUUUUUAGUUUUUCCGAAAACUUAGUAUAAUAUUAACUAUGCGCAUUGCAUACUUUUUCCAGUGAAAUAUUACAAAAUGCAAACACUGGACACUGGGCCACCAUAAAUAUUCCACAAUGCUAUUUGAUAGUGACGACAAGUUCAUAAUAGACAGUGGUGGACAGCUCUGUCACGUCAAUGACGCUACAAUUGAAGUGUAAGUACAAAUUUCACUUUGCGAGGCAUAAUACACAUUCUUUAAUAAGCUCAAUAGUGUGUUCCAAUUGAAUGCAUACUGCAUGCAACUUACUUUGUAAGAGCAGCUGCAGUAUGUACUUAAAGAAAAAGAAAUGAAAUUGUUCACAGUCUGUCGCAAAAGAAGCAGACUAGCUGCAAGGGAGUGAGGGUGGAAGUUCCCGCUUGUGACCAAUCACUGUUGUCAAAAAGAGUUGAGAUCCCAGGAAGGCUGCCUUAAGUGAUGAAAUACAUGUUCGGAAGAUGAAUCAGGCUAAAGGGACACAAAAGCGUAUACUUAUAGUUUAAAGGAUGAAAUCUAUUAAUCAUUUUAAAACAAAUGUGUAUUACAUAAAUAUGAAGUGAUUUAACAAAUGUAAACUGAUUAUAAUAAUGUAUGUGUAGAAACUUGAGUACAGUCCGUGUGUGUAGUAAGAACUGAUGUAGGGGAAGUACAACUGGGUGUGGGACACACACUCGGAGCAUUGAGGAAGUUAGCAGAACCAGGAGUUUCCAGAGUUUCCUCACAGAACACCAGCUUGCCAAUCUUUUAAUAGAGAGCUGAGUAAGCAGUUCGCCCUGUAUCGGGCCGUGAACCCCCGGAUCUAACACUGUAUUCUGAAUUGCAUUAUUUAUUCAAAUGAAUUAUCUUGUAACUUUACACAUUUGUCUAUCUCCCUGAUGUGUCCAUCUGCUUCACUACAUAAUCCGAAAUGUUUUUACUUUUUUUAUAUGGUGGUGCAGAUGGAUGUCAAUGAUGAACAAAGAGGAAAGGAGACACGUGGGAGCAGCUGUGAAACAGAGGAAGAUGGAAAUAAACUAACCUAUUGUGUGACUGACGUUCCCCCGUGGUACCUUUGUAUUUUUCUGGCCAUUCAGCAUUACCUGACAUCAUUCGGUGCCAUGACCUCCAUCCCCCUCAUUCUCUCGGAGGGGCUGUGCCUGCAGCACGACAGCCUGACCCAGAGUCAUCUCAUUAACACAAUUUUCUUCUCCAGUGGCCUGAUCACCCUGCUGCAGGUCACCUUCGGUGUCAGGCUUCCCAUCCUACAGGGGGGCACCUUUGCUUUGUUGACCCCUUCCAUGGCCAUGUUGUCCAUGCCAGAGUGGAAGUGCCCAGCUUGGACCCAGAACGCCAGUCUGGUCAACACCUCCUCACCUCUCUUCAUAGAAGUGUGGCAGACCCGCAUAAGAACACUGCAGGGCUCUAUCAUGGUGGCCUCUCUGCUCCAGAUCCUGAUCGGUUUCUCGGGCCUUAUCGGCUUCCUCAUGCGCUUCGUUGGCCCCUUAACCAUUGCCCCCACAGUCUCUCUCAUAGGCCUGUCGCUGUACGAUUCAGUCGGAGCCAAGGUCGGCAGCCACUGGGGCAUCUCUGCUAUGACCACGGUGCUGAUCAUCCUGUUCUCCCAGUACCUCCGUCGCAUACCGAUCCCUGUUCCUGCAUACAGCAGAGCCAAGAAACUGCACACCUCAAAGUUAUAUAUCUUCCAGAUAAUGCCUAUUCUGCUGGGCAUUGCGGUGUCAUGGUUUGUCUGCUACCUCCUCACCAUCUCUGACGUCCUACCAUCUGAUCCAGCCCAGUAUGGCCACCUGGCACGCACCGAUGUGAAGGGAGAUGUGCUGAACCAGGCUUCCUGGUUCACAAUACCUUAUCCCGGUCAGUGGGGCAUGCCAGCUGUGAGCCUGGCAGGUGUGUUUGGCAUGAUGGCUGGGAUAGUAUGCUCCAUGGUCGAGUCUGUGGGCGACUAUCACGCGUGUGCCAGGCUGUCAGGGGCCCCUCCUCCCCCCAAGCACGCCAUCAGCCGGGGCAUUGGUGUUGAAGGGCUCGGUAGUUUGUUGGCAGGGGCCUUUGGCACGGGCAACGGCACUACCUCAUUCAGUGAGAAUGUGGCUGCCCUGGGGAUCACUAAGGUGGGUAGCCGGACGGUGAUCCUGGUGAGUGGGGUUUUCAUGAUUUUGAUGGGGGUGCUGGGUAAAAUUGGAGCCAUCUUCGCCACCAUCCCCACCCCUGUGAUGGGAGGGAUGUUCCUGAUCAUGUUUGGAGUCAUAACUGCAGCAGGAAUUUCUAAUCUACAGUCCACAGACAUGAAUUCCUCCAGGAACAUAUUUGUUUUUGGUUUUUCCAUGUUUUCUGCACUCGUCAUUCCAAACUUCCUAAUGAAGAAUCCGGAUUUAUUACAAACAGGUGUUAAAGAGGUAGACCAAGUGUUACGUAUAUUAUUGACUACAAAUAUGUUCGUGGGAGGGGUUCUGGGCUUCUUUCUGGAUAACACAAUUCCUGGGACCAAACGUGAGCGUGGCCUCCUAGCCUGGGGUAAAGCAGAUCUUGAGGACUCUAUCUAUGCAGCGGGAACUGAAGGGGUGUAUGACCUCCCCUUUGGCAUAACCUCUCGCCUCUCGUCCCAACCUUGGGUUCGCUACGUCCCUUUCUGCCCAUGGGAGGGUAAUAGAUCCAACGACAGGUCGGAAGACGACAACACGCCACAGGGCCGGGGGAGUGAGCAACCGCUCAGAAGCACAGUGGUCACGGAUGAACUUGCUCUAUAAGGUGGUGUCAUAGAAGGGAUACAGCCACGAUAUUUAUGCAUGCUAUUAUCCUUUUCAAUAUGUCUUAUACAGAUGAUUAUACAAAUUGAAGGUCUCACUGACCUUAAAUUCUGCCUUAUUGUGCUCAUUACUUGCUUUUUAUCUGUGUAUCUAUUGCUAUUGUCUGUUACGGUGCAUCAGAUGGUGAAAGUAAAGUCCUAUCAGCCUUUCUCUUUCACAUGGCUGUUUCUAACAAGGGUCAAUCUGCAGAGGUAUUGUCUCGAGGCACUAGCCAUCACUGGUUGAUGUGUGAUAACAGUAAGUUUAUGUAUGUUUUCUGACCUACUUGUUGCAAAACUGCCAGCAGUGGGUUUAUUUUUUUAAUAAAGUGUAAACCAUGUUUUUCAGAAAUGAAAAUAUCUGCAUGUGAACUGGAGCUCCCACAUUCUGUCAACACCAAUUAAAAGAGAACAACUAAACAA
Messenger RNA from Anarrhichthys ocellatus (wolf-eel), 3501 nucleotides. Its product is annotated as solute carrier family 23 member 1-like. The transcript has 11 exons. Lineage: Eukaryota; Metazoa; Chordata; Actinopteri; Perciformes; Anarhichadidae. The record is from RefSeq and is a predicted model, not a curated record. Gene Ontology annotation, biological process: transmembrane transport. The coding region runs from base 1175 to 3040 and encodes 621 amino acids. Gene Ontology annotation, molecular function: transmembrane transporter activity. Gene Ontology annotation, cellular component: membrane.